UGAUGUGGAAGUAAUUUUUACCAAAUUCCAAGUUCACGGCAAUUUGUAUGCGGCUCGAAUAGAUGAAGUUGAAUUACGAUCGUAGAAGAAACGUUCAAGAGACAGUGUAUCGGUAGACUUUUAUAUCGGUGACAUUAUUAUCGCAGCGUACGCUAGAGUUAUUUGUUAAACGACAUCCAUGUUAAUGUUUGCCAAUCGAUAAGAUGGCGUAUUUCCUUUUGUAGCUUGGCAUACCAAAGGAGAUGGUGGAUAAAGAGAAGCGUAUCUUUGAUGCUGAGCAGUGGCGUUUGGAAGCGCAAGCAGUCAUCAACGAUAUAAGAUAUCACGUGCAUCAUAUAAAGAUUUGCGACGACACAGUAUUGACUAGCAAUAAGCGGUCGAUCUAUUUGAAUCUAACGACACUGGAACAUUUCAAGUUUUGUAUACGGUUAUCGCCCCAAGGCUUUAGUAUCGUUAGUAACGAGCAUAAUUACGCAAGCAAGACAAAUCAAGACGAUGAUUCUAAUUUUGAAUAUUUUGAGACGAUCUAUAGUUUGUUGGAUUCUGUGAGCCCAGAGUACAGAAACUCUUUUGGCAAGAGCCUACUCGAUAGAUUAAACCUACUUAGUGAGAGUCAAAAACAAUAAAUAUUUACAGACUCGAUUUCAUAUUAGAAUGAAAUACGUUCUUACUUGGUUAGAAUUGUGUACGUUUUAAUUUU
Molecule: messenger RNA, 700 nt
Organism: Ceratosolen solmsi marchali
Lineage: Eukaryota; Metazoa; Arthropoda; Insecta; Hymenoptera; Agaonidae
Product: GSK3-beta interaction protein
Exons: 1
Coding region: 243-626 (127 amino acids)
Biological process (GO): regulation of canonical Wnt signaling pathway
Cellular component (GO): cytoplasm
Molecular function (GO): kinase regulator activity; protein kinase A binding
Source: RefSeq, a predicted model, not a curated record